Molecule: messenger RNA, 921 nt
Organism: Nematocida major
Lineage: Eukaryota; Fungi; Microsporidia
Product: TatD DNase family protein
Exons: 1
Coding region: 1-921 (306 amino acids)
Cellular component (GO): cytosol
Molecular function (GO): 3'-5'-DNA exonuclease activity
Source: RefSeq, a predicted model, not a curated record
AUGCCAUACGAUAUAGCAGUAAACAUAACAGACCCGCAGUACCAGGGGGAGUACGGCCAGAAAAAAAAGCACGCUUGUGACAUACCCGCGGUGAUAGAAAGGGGGAAACGCGCAGGAGUUCGGAUGGUUUUCCUGGGGAUAUCCGUGAAGAGCUCGGCAGAGUCUGUUGCCUUGGCCAACGAGUAUGGGGAGUACUGCACUGUCGGAAUACACCCUGGGAGCACAAAAGGCGCCCAGGAUGCAGACGUCCGCUCGCUUGUCGACAUUCUGGCAAACCAGAGCAUACAAAGCCUGCGCAGCCUGGUUGGAGAGAGCAUUCUGGGCCUGGUAGCAGAGAAGUCGCUUUUCUCAAUAAACAGCGUGAUCGGAAUAGGAGAGGUUGGGCUAGAUUACCACAGGGACUAUUCGCCCCGGGAAAAGCAGCGGGAGAUAUUCUCGAAAAUACUGAAAGAAACCGCCAUUUACAAGCUCCCGUAUGUAUUCCACUAUAGAGACUGCGAGGAAGACUUUUUUGACAUUGUAGGUCAGCACAGCGUAGAGGGAGUUGUGCACUCGUACACAGGAAGCAUAGAGGAAAUGCGAAGGCUUGUGCGCUGUGGAUACUAUAUAGGCGUAAACGGCGCCUCUAUUAGAGAAAACGAGGACACUCGUGUAAUAGAAGAGAUCCCCUUGCACCGGCUUCUUAUAGAAACAGACGCGCCUUGGUGCAGCAUAAGAAAGACCUCCGCAUACUAUAGCUGCGUAGGAAAGUAUCGCACGCCAAGCAAGAAAUGGUCCGAGCACGAGGGGGUGAAGGGGCGAAACGAGCCAGCGAAUCUGCUUGAAGUCAUCGACGUGGUUUCCCACAUCAAGGGAAUACCAAAAGAGCAGCUUAUAGAGGCAACAGACAGAAACUUCAAAGCUCUUUUUAGAAUAGACUAG